CUGAGGGGAAAGUAAGCUUGGCUUCAGUGAGGAGGGAAGAGACAGAAGCCGGGACAGACAGAGACAACUUUCUUCCACACUCUCUGUAAUAGUUUUUUUCCACGGUGAGCGUGUUUGGUGCGCUUGGAAAGGAGCGCGCAAUCUUUCUCGUCACUUUAGAGAUUUUUAUGUUUGUGGGGAGGCGCUCAAAAUUAAGAUAAGUGAGAGCAGUGGAUGUGAAAAGCGGCUGAAGGUUUUUAUCACAGAGCCGGAGGAAUGUAUCCAAGUCGGGCAACAGCGGCGGCGGCAGCGACGUGCCAGCGUCAGUGGAGAUGUCCAGCGUGCGCUCUGUGGAUCACACUGCUCCUCCAAAGUGUCCUGGACCUGAGCGCGUCUGGGUCUGAAUUUCCCCAAGACCCCAGUGUGCUAGCUACCACCUCAUGGAACACCUCUAGUGAUGGAUCCCUCUUCAUCCGCCUCGAGUCUCCCCUGAACAACAUCACCACCUCUCUGGGUCAGACGGCCGAGCUCUUCUGUCGCGUGGCUGGUAACCCUCCGCCCACUGUCCGCUGGCUGAAGAACGACGCCCCUGUCGUGCAGGAGCCGCGCCGGGUCUCCUACCGGUCCACGCCGUAUGGAUCGCGACUCCGGAUCCGCAACCUGGACACGACUGACACGGGCUACUUCCAGUGCGUCGCCACUAACAACCAGGGGACUGUGUCCACCACGGGCGUGCUGUUUGUCAAAUUUGAUCCACUCCCUACACCUCUGCCAGGAAGGCCAACGGAGGAAUUUGACGAGGAGGGAUUCUGCCAGCCGUACAGAGGCAUAGCCUGCGCGCGCUUCAUCGGGAACCGCAGCAUCUUUGUCGAUUCGCUGCAGAUGCAGGGCGAGAUUGAGACCCAGAUUACAGCGGCCUUCACUAUGAUUGGCACGUCCAACCAUCUGUCCGACCGCUGCUCCCAGUUUGCCAUCCCGUCUCUCUGCCACUUCGCCUUCCCGACGUGCGACCGCAGCUCAGGAGCGGACAAACCCCGAGACCUGUGCAAGGACGAGUGUGAGAUCCUGGAGAACGACCUGUGCAAGACGGAGUACAUCAUCGCGCGCUCGAACCCUCUAAUCCUGAAGAGGCUGAAACUGCCAAACUGUGAGGACCUGGCUGCCUCCGAGAGUCCAGAGGCUGCAAACUGCCUGAGGAUAGGCAUCCCCAUGGCCGAGCCCAUUAACAAGAAUCACAAAUGUUACAACAACAGUGGGUCAGACUACCGUGGGACAGUCAGUAUGACAAAGUCGGGGCGCCAGUGUCAGCCGUGGAACUCCCAGUAUCCUCACAGCCACACCUACUUGGCUAUUCGCUACACCGAGUUAAACGGCGGGCACUCGUACUGUCGCAACCCGGGGAGCAAGCACGAGGCCCCCUGGUGCUUCACACUGGAUGAAGGAGUUCGCAUGGAGCUUUGUGAAAUUCCCAUCUGUGACCAUAAAGACAGGUCUGGCGGCGGCAACAUGGAGAUCUUGUACAUCCUGGUUCCCAGUGUGGCCAUCCCAUUAGCCAUCGCCUUGCUGUUCUUCUUCAUUUGUGUGUGCCGCAACAAUCAGAAGUCCUCCAGGCCUCCUGCCCCUCGCCAACCCAAACCAGUGCGAGGACAAAACGUGGAGAUGUCCAUGCUCACAACGGCAUACAAGCCCAAGAGUAAAGCUAAAGAGCUUCCUUUGUCAGCUGUGCGCUUCAUGGAGGAGAUGGGCGAGUGCACGUUGGGGAAGAUCUACAAGGGUCACCUGUAUCUGCCUGGUAUGGACCAGGCUCAGCUUGUGGCCAUUAAAACCCUGAAGGACAUCUCCAGUACCCAGCAGUGGGGAGACUUCCAGCAGGAGGCUGCGGUGCUGACAGAGCUCCAACACCCAAAUGUGGUGUGUCUGCUGGGUGUGGUGACCCAGGAGCAGCCAGUGUGCAUGCUCUUCGAGUUUCUCCCACAAGGCGACCUCCACGAGUUCCUCAUCAUGCGCUCGCCGCACUCUGACGUCGGCUGCAGCAGCGACGAGGACGGCACGGUCAAAUCCAGCCUGGAUCAUGGAGACUUCCUGCACAUGGCCCUACAGGUGGCUGCUGGGAUGGAGUACUUGGCGAGUCACUUCUACAUCCACAAAGACCUCGCUGCACGGAACAUUUUAGUUGGGGAACAGCUUCACGUCAAGAUCUCAGACCUGGGUCUCUCCAGAGAGAUCUACUCCUCAGACUACUACUGCGUCCAACCUAAGACGCUGCUGCCCAUACGCUGGAUGUCCCCGGAGGCCAUCACCUAUGGCAAGUACACCACGGACUCGGACGUCUGGUCGUUCGGCGUCGUGCUGUGGGAGAUGUUCAGCUACGGCCUGCAGCCCUACUAUGGCUUCUCCAACCAGGAAGUGAUGGAGAUGGUGAGAAAGAGGCAGCUGCUGCCCUGCCCUGAGGACUGCCCGCCAAGGUUCUAUGGUUUGAUGACCGAGUGUUGGCAGGAGGGGCCAGGACGUAGGCCGAAGUUCAAGGACAUCCACGCCCGCCUGCGAGCCUGGGAGGGGCAUUCGUCCCACGCCAGUUCGAGUACGCCCUCUGGUGGUGGAGGUAACGCCACCACCCAGACCACCUCGCUUAGUGCCAGCCCGGUCAGCAACCUCAGCAACCCUCGUUAUGCUGCUGCCGCCACCGCCGCGGGUUACCUCUACCCAGCCCAGGCUAUUCCGUCACCAGGCCAGAUGGCCGCCAUUCCAGGCUGGACACCCAUGGCUGUGCCCCAAACCCACCAGCGCUUCAUCCCCGUCAACGGAUACCCCAUCCCAACAGGAUACGCGGCUUUUCCUGCCCACUUCCCUCCCCCGGCUCCGCCCACCAGAGUAAUCCAGCACCACCUGCCGCCUCCGAAAAGCCGCUCGCCCAGCAGCGCGAGCGGCUCCACCAGCACGGGUCACGUCAGCGGCGUCCCCUCCACCACGGGCUCUAACCAUGAUGCCAACGUGCCCCUGCUCUCCCACUGCAUCAUGCCAGGGAGCGGCGGCGUUUCAGCCCAGAUGUACGGACAAGUUACCCAGAAGGGGAUGGGACAGCUGGGCCACGGUGAUUCUGAUGUACUGAUGUACAAUGACUCGGUCAUCACCGCAGACCUGUAGACACACACACACACUUUUCUUUUACUCUUGGGACCCAAAUAUGAGAAGUUCUGCCUCUCACCCCGGGACCUGGUAUAAACAAAUCUAACCUGAUCACGCAGAGACAAACAGAAACAGGUCUGGAUGUGCAACAAACACUGUCGCAGCUACACAAGUAUACACACAGCUGUUUGACACUGAAACGCCUUACAGGUUCCAGCAAGUGUACUUACUACCAUGGUUUGAAAAAACGUUUUAUAUUUUAACCUCUUGUAAAUACGGUACUUAAGUCCUGAAUGAAUGAAACACAAAGAUAUAUAUUCAAAAGAACAUUUUUUUUAUAUGGGAAAACACUUUAAGGGUGAAAAGUAGCAUGAGCAUCCUGUGUCUUUUCUCCCGUGUCGACAAGUCAAAGGUGUGUUUCGUGCAGGACGUUCAUACGCGUGGCCUUUGAGCAGCGAGUGUGACUCGCUUCUCGAAAUUGUUUCUGAACAUGAAAAUACAAAAGUAUUCUUGUACAGCGAAAGAAAAGUGCAUAAAGUGAAACGGGAAGAAGUGAGAGAUGUGGUGGGGUUUUACUGAGAAGACCAGUGUCCAACUCGCCAAAUACAAGUCACAAGUAACCUUGCCAUGAAACGGACUAAACUUUAGAUGUUUAGAUUUUUCACAUGGGAGCUUUUCCAACAAAAAUACUUUUGUGCUGAAUGUGACAACUGAAUGUUUUCACUCCACCUCAAAGUGACUCUUCAGCAGCAUGGACGCACACGUGGACCUUUGAUUUCCCACCUCAGGACAUUACAGUCGUGUCCACGCUGAGACUGAACAUUAGAUCCUGCAUCAGCUUCUCUCUCCACUUCCAUCCCCCAGUGUUCCUGAAUGUUGUGCACCCUCCAUCAUCGUGUCUGCUCUCUUCACGGUCUCCGUCUUCUCACCUCGCAGCGAAUGUUGGCUUCUAACGUCAACGCCGGCUGCAGAGAACCCUCCUCCAGAUGUACACAUGAAAUCACACAGCAGUUUUAUCCUCACAGGCAGUGCCAAUUUUACUCUGUCACAUUAACUGAAGUUUCAGGCCUCUUUUUAAGAAAAAAAAAGCUUUUUAUUUUAUUUUUUUUAGAUUGGAUUUGAUAUUUAAAUUUUUUUUUUUUUUUGGUGCUUAUAUGUUGAAAGAAUUUCCAGAUUUUAUUUACAGGGCUUUGUCUUUGCAUCAUUUUUACUUCCCCUGUUUUACAUUAUGUAUUGUGCAACUCAUAAUAGUUAUAUGCAUGUGUGCAUAUAUGCAUUUACUCUGAUAAUCAUGUUGCGAUAUGAAGACGUGUGCGUGUGUGUGUGUGUGUGUGUGUGUUAGGGCUGAUCACUUCAUCGAAAUUUGAUCUAAAUUGCAAUAUUUGUUAAAGCCGAAGUGUGUGUCAAAGUAUCAUUUGAUAUGAAUUAUUGUGUUGACCUUUACACGUCUUAGUCUACAGACUUUGUUUCUCACAGAUCUGCAAAAACGUCACACUACACAUGUGUAGUGUGACACACAUGUGUUUUUUUUUCCAAAUGAAAAGGAGAAUAAAGAUGUAAGAAAUGACCAUUCCCUCUGAUAUCGCCAUUGCAAUUCCUAUCAAAAUAAUCCCAAUUAGGUAUUUAUUCAAAAUUGUUCAGCCCUAGCGUGUGUGUAUGUGUGUGUGUGUU
Solea senegalensis (Senegalese sole) is the source of this 4776-nucleotide messenger RNA. It is a transcript of the gene ror1, whose product is annotated as receptor tyrosine kinase-like orphan receptor 1. Gene Ontology annotation, biological process: multicellular organism development; positive regulation of canonical NF-kappaB signal transduction; positive regulation of kinase activity. Gene Ontology annotation, cellular component: signaling receptor complex. The transcript is spliced from 12 exons. The coding region runs from base 256 to 3123 and encodes 955 amino acids. Gene Ontology annotation, molecular function: ATP binding; protein kinase activity; protein binding. The record is from RefSeq and is a predicted model, not a curated record. Lineage: Eukaryota; Metazoa; Chordata; Actinopteri; Pleuronectiformes; Soleidae.